CACUCCACGCGCUGCUGAAAGACGACGAGCAAGAUGGCGGUGGUCGUGCGAAGUUUGCAGGACCAGCUGGAAAAAGCCAAGGAAAGCUUGAAAAGCGUGGAUGAGAACAUCCGAAAACUAACAGGCAGAGAUCCUGGUGAAUUAAGACCGGGUCAAAACAGAAGGCAGACCAUCACAGGCCCUGGUGGAGGUAGAGGGCGUGGAAUCAACAUAUUGAGGCGUGGUCUCUCAGAUAGCGGCGUAGGACCCCCAGCCAAACAGAGAGACAUUGAAGGGGCACUCUUGAGGCUGGCAGGGGAUCAGCGAGCCAGGAGAGAGUCACGCCAUGACAGCGACGCUGAGGAAGAUGACGAUGUCAAAAAACCAGCGUUGCAGUCAUCUGUGGUAGCUACCUCCAAAGAACGUACGCGCCGAGAUCUUAUUCAGGAUCAGACCAUGGACGAGAAGGGAAAACAAAGAAAUCGGCGCAUGUUUGGUCUGUUGAUGGGAACCUUACAGAAGUUUAAACAGGAGUCAACGGUGUCUACAGACAGGAUAAAAAGACGGCAUGAAAUUGAGCAGAAAUUGGAAGUGCAGGCAGAGCAGGAACGUAAAAAAGUUGAGUGUGAAAGGCGAGAGCUUUUUGAUGAAAGGCGUGCCAAACAAACCGAGCUACGACUUUUGGAGCAUAAAGUGGAGCUCGCUCAACUGCAAGAGGAGUGGAAUGCACACAAUUCUAAGCUCAUCAAGUUCAUUCGCACGAAGACCAAGCCCCCUAUCUUUUACCUGCCUGGGAAAAUGUGUUCAGCCACUCAAAAGCUCAUGGAGGAGUCGCAGAAAAAAUUAAAUGGUACGUUUAAUGAGAGACGUGAAGCCUUUGCAGAACAACUGAACAAAAUGGAAGCUCGGCCAAGGCGUCAGUCCCAGAGGGCAGGGGACAGAGAAAUGGAGGACAGCCGUCGGGCUGAAGAGACGAAGAACGAAGAUCAAAAGGAGGGUAAGGCUGGAAUGGGGCCGUUAGGUGACAGACAUGUUGUGGAGAUGGAGGAGGAGGAUGAUGUAGUUGUAGAGGGAGUAGAUGAAAGCUCAGAGGUGAGGGAGAGUGGGGUAGAUCAAGAGCAAGAGCUGGGGGAGGAGAAAGAGAAACAAGAGGUAAGGGAAAGGAAGGCAGAGGAGGAAGAUGAGGAGGAGGAUGAGGAAGAUGUGGUAGCAGGUGAGCGCAGGGAAGAGGAAGAACAAAUGGAGAUCCAAGAAGUUUCCAGGGAGGUUGAAGAACGGGGUAAGUUGCAGGUUGAGAGUCCACAAGCUACAGUAGAAGAGGUAGGUAGUGACCAGAGGGAGGAACAGCAGGAGAUAAAGGAGUUGUCUCGGGAGGAAAUCACAGCAGACUCGCAGAAAUCCCCUGAAAGUCACAUGGAAACACUUGCCAUGGAGUCUAAAGAGCCUCCGCUGGAGAUCUCAGCCCCUGAUAAAGUAGUACCUGAUGCCAAACGGGAAGACCCUGCUCUUGAAUCCCAACAGUCACACCCUGAACCUGAUCCAGGAGUACCUUCCCAAGAGCAGACUGAAAAGCCAUCAGUCCUGCCAGAAGCACCCAAGGCAGACACAAAGGAGGGUAGCGGAGAGGUAGAUAACACUCGGAGUCGUACCAAAGUUAAAGCCAAGAGGAGCAAGAGUGGAAGCAGCAGUAGCUCCUCUUCCAGUUCAUCUUCAAGCUCCUCUACCAGUGGAUCCAGUUCUUCCAGUGGCUCCAGCAGCAGCUCCUCAUCCAGUUCACGCUCUCGAAGUCACGGCAGGGAUCGAGAUGUUCGAGACCGCAAAAGCCACCGGAGGCCAUCAGACAGGGAGCGUAGGAAAAGCGGGAGUGAGAGGGCACACAAGUCCUCCAAAAGCACCGGCCACGAGAGCAAAAGUUCAAAAGACAAAGGCUCUAAACCCGACAGAAAGAGGACGAGUCCAGAGGUGAGCAGGUCAGGGAGACGCCCCUCCCGGAGUGAGAGAGAUCGCAAGACGGAUAGAAAAGAGCGACGUUGAUAAAAAUUCUCUUCCUUUAAGGCCAUGUUUGUCAGAAUUGUGUGGUCACUAUAGGGUUUUGAGGAGCGGUUGCCUUAGUUUUUCUUGUGUGACUUUUAGAUUCAAAAUCUUCAUCAUCUGAUUAUUUUUUGUUUUAUCUGGCAACUGCUUGGUGGACUUCAGCGUAUGUUGGAAUUUUUAACAUUUCUAAAGUCUGCUUUUAGGAACUGUCACCCAAAUAUAUUGGAUUCAUACAGCAUCAGAUUGAUGAGAUUUUUUUUUUAGACUUUUCUUGAAAUAUGUUUCUUGUGUUGAUAACUAAUCUGUUUGGCCAUGUUAAUUCCUGUCGUAUAGUACUUUGUAGUAAUGUGAUGCCAUAAAGAUGUGAUUUCUAACCUUCAUUAAAUGAGGAGUUUCUGACGGUAUCAUCCAGUGAAGGUUUUUUCUUUUGGCGCUAAAUUGUCUUUUGUAGCUAUGAUUCAACUUAUCAAACAUUAAAGGCAACUAACUCAGUACUUUGACUCGAAA
Messenger RNA from Triplophysa dalaica, 2520 nucleotides. RefSeq names its product pinin, desmosome associated protein (gene pnn). Bases 34 to 2013 code for a protein of 659 amino acids. Lineage: Eukaryota; Metazoa; Chordata; Actinopteri; Cypriniformes; Nemacheilidae. The record is from RefSeq and is a predicted model, not a curated record. The transcript has 9 exons. Gene Ontology annotation, cellular component: catalytic step 2 spliceosome.